Oryza sativa Japonica Group (Japanese rice) is the source of this 1032-nucleotide messenger RNA. RefSeq names its product thiosulfate sulfurtransferase 18. Gene Ontology annotation, molecular function: catalytic activity. The record is from RefSeq and is a predicted model, not a curated record. NCBI's taxonomy places the organism in Eukaryota, Viridiplantae, Streptophyta, Magnoliopsida, Poales, Poaceae.
UCGCCGCGGCCGUCGGAGAGAUCAGCGAGCAACACAACCGCCACACCCAGCUAAGCGCCGGUCGACCGAUCGAUCGAUCGAUAUGGGCUCGCUGAGAGGAGGCGGCGGCGGCGGCGGAGGAGGAAGAGGAGAUUGCAGUAAGCAGGAGGAGACGGAGAGGGUGAUGAGGAGCGUGGACGCGGAGGAGGCGUGCGCGCUGCUGAGCUCGGGGAGGCACCAAUACCUGGACGUGAGGAUGUGGGAGGACUUUGACAAGGGCCACGUCGCCGGCGCCCGCAACGUGCCCUACUACCUCUCCGUGACGCCGCGCGCCAAGGAGAAGAACCCGCACUUCGUCCAGCAGGUGGCCGCCCUCUACCACGCCCACGACCACAUCAUCGUCGGUUGCCGCUCCGGCGUCCGGUCCAAGCUCGCCACGGCAGACCUUGUCGCCGCGGGAUUCAAGAACGUGAGGAUCCUUGAAGGCGGCUACCUCUCCUUGCUCCGCGCUGCUAAUCAACAAUAACCGCACCCGAGCCUGAUUUUUUACCUACAGAUCAUGCCCACUAAUUAUAUAAUACUACGGAGGAGUACUACUUUUUCUUCGGGGGUGAUUAUAUACUAAUACUAUACUUGUCGCUCGCUACAGAUUAUUGAGAUGUGGCAGCUUGAUUAUUGCUCAAGACAAGACGACGAUCGAAGCAGAACAUAGUUCAAGAUGUUUCCGAUCGAUCCAUCCAUCGGUUGAAUGUAUAUGCGACUAUAUAUGUUCGGUCGGUCAAAAUAUGUAAAUAAGUCGACCUUAAUUGCUUGAGAGAAUUGAUGGAGCACUAUACCGACUGUUAAAAUUUUCAAUGAAAAGCUAGGUAAAAUAACUAGCUUGAGAUAGAGGUGUUUUGGGGAUACAAAGGUGAAAUGGAAGCGGAGAUCGGGAAUCUCCUUCCCAAAUUCCAUUUCUCCAAUCCCAAUUCCCUAACUUCUUCUUCCCGAUCUCUGCUUCAAUUUCACCCAAUUUGUAUCCAUAAAACACUUUUAUUCUCAGGUUUUUUAUUA